Trichoderma aggressivum f. europaeum is the source of this 960-nucleotide messenger RNA. RefSeq lists its product as uncharacterized. Bases 1 to 960 code for a protein of 319 amino acids. The record is from RefSeq and is a predicted model, not a curated record. NCBI's taxonomy places the organism in Eukaryota, Fungi, Ascomycota, Sordariomycetes, Hypocreales, Hypocreaceae. Gene Ontology annotation, molecular function: hydrolase activity, acting on carbon-nitrogen (but not peptide) bonds, in linear amides. The transcript has a single exon.
AUGUUGCCUCCUCAGAUUACCUCCACCUUCCACGUUCACAGUGGGCAAAGCCAUCUCAAGUGGUCCAAGGCCAUCGCUCCCGUAUUAACCGUCGACUCAAAUGAUGUUGUAACCUUCGACACCAUCGAUGGAAGCAACGAACAAAUUACGCCAAGCUCGACCGUGGAGGAUAUUCUAAAGUUCAAGGCCGAACUGGCAGACCCCCUCUUUGGACCCGUGUAUGUGCGUGGUGCCGAGCCAGGAGACACUCUUGAAAUUGAGGUUCUGGAGCUGAAAACUGCAGAUUGGGGCUGGACAGCAAUUAUACCUGGUUUUGGGCUCCUCACGGAUGAUUUCCCGGAGCCGCAGUUGAAGAUCUGGAAGCUUGAUCCCAAUGAUUCCUCUGCGACAUUUAAGGAAGGCAUUCGCAUUCCUACUCAUCCCUUUCUUGGUGUCAUGGGGGUAGCUCCGGGCGAGGGAGAAUUUCCCACUAUUCCACCGCUCGAUACAGGAGGCAAUAUCGAUACCCGCCACAUUAUAGCUGGAACGAAGCUCUUCCUGCCCGUGAAGGCACCUGGUGCAUUAUUCAGUUGUGGUGAUGGCCAUGCAGCUCAGGGCGACGGAGAAGUCUGUGGAACUGCUAUUGAGACUCCCAUGCAGGUGAAGUUGCGACUCACAGUUAGGAAGGACAUGAAAUGGGUCAGCUCUCCCAACUAUUCUUCUCUCUCAUCUACUCUCACGUUAGCUGAAGACCGAGGAUAUUAUGCUGUUCUUGGCAUUGAUACAGAUCUUAUGGAAGCUGCUCGCAAGGCCGUUCGCGGUAUUAUCGAAUACAUGAUGCAAACAAAGAGUUUAAGCCGUGUGGAAGCAUAUAUGCUUGCUAGCAUUUCCAUCAGCCUCAGAGUUUCAGAAGUAGUCAACGUGCCUAAUUACGCUAUUUCAGCUAGCAUACCACUGAAUAUUUUCACACAUGCUUCUUAA